Scleropages formosus (Asian bonytongue) is the source of this 1771-nucleotide messenger RNA. Its product is annotated as probable G-protein coupled receptor 139. Gene Ontology annotation, biological process: phospholipase C-activating G protein-coupled receptor signaling pathway. The coding region runs from base 83 to 1192 and encodes 369 amino acids. The transcript has 2 exons. NCBI's taxonomy places the organism in Eukaryota, Metazoa, Chordata, Actinopteri, Osteoglossiformes, Osteoglossidae. Gene Ontology annotation, cellular component: plasma membrane. The record is from RefSeq and is a predicted model, not a curated record. Gene Ontology annotation, molecular function: neuropeptide receptor activity.
CCCGGUCACACACCGCUGAGCCCCUCCGCACGAGGAGUAGGACGAAGAGCAAGAGGAAGAGGAGAAAGGGGACUCCCUGGCCAUGGAGCACAACCACAUCUACGCUACACUGUCCCCUAAUGGCAGUGCAUGGGACCUUGGCCAGCCGCCUCCUGGCCUCAGAGCCUGUCCCCUGGGGACCCUGCCGGUCAUAUACUACAGUGUUCUUCUCUGCCUUGGCCUGCCUGCAAAUAUCCUUACCGUGAUCAUCCUGUCCCAGCUGGUGGUCCGUCGGCAGAAGUCUUCCUACAACUACCUUCUGGCCCUGGCAGUGGCUGACAUCCUGGUCCUCUUCCUCAUCGUCUUUGUGGACUUCUUGCUGGAGGACUUCAUCCUGGGUGCCCAGCUGCCCCCUUCCCUCAACAAGGUGGUACAGGUGAUGGAGUUCUCCGCCAUCCACACCUCCAUCUGGAUCACAGUACCGCUGACAGUGGACCGCUACAUUGCUGUCUGCCAUCCACUGCGCUACCACUCUAUGUCCUACCCAGCCCGCACGCGGCGGAUCAUCCUGUUUGUCUAUGUUGGCUGCCUGCUCAGCAGUGCCCCUUACUAUUGGUGGCCGGACUUGCUGCAGGGGCUGCCGAACGGGGGCAGUGAUAGGGGCUGCAACCUGGGCCAGCACGUGCUGGUGUGGGCACACUGCAUCACUGUCUACCUGGUACCCUGCUCCAUCUUCUUCGUGCUCAAUGCCAUCAUCGUGCGCAAGCUCCACCGCCGCUAUCGGACCCUGCGGCUGCGCGGCUAUUCCACGGGAAAGACAACCGCCAUCCUGCUGGCAAUCACCUCUGUCUUUGCUGUGCUGUGGGCACCCCGUGUGGUCAUGAUCCUUUACCACCUGUAUAGUGCACCACCUACUGCACCAGGGCCUGCCCGCUUGCUCCACCUGGUCACUGAUGUGGCCAACAUGCUGGCACUGCUCAACACAGGUAUUAACUUCUUCCUGUACUGUUUCAUCAGCAAGCGCUUCCGGGUGACAGCGGUCGCUGUGCUUGGGGCUUUCCUCCGCUGCAGGAAGCAGCCGGCACCCUUCUACGCCAGCCAUAACUUCUCAAUCACCAGCAGUCCCUGGAUUUCGCCCGCCAACUCCCACCGCAUCAAGAUGUUAGUCUACCAGUACGACAAGAAUGGUAAACCCGUCUGUAUCUCCUCUUAAAUUGUGCGCCCAAAAUUGAGAAAGAACAGUCAGUCCGUUCCUUUCUUCUUCCACUUGGGAGGAAACUGGGUUCAAGCCCAUAAUCGGUCUGUCGGAGUCACCUAAGUGGAGUGCAGCAUCUACCCCUCCUGCUCAAACUACAAAAAGCCAGGGAACGCUGUCAGUGUCUCUUGACACUGACACAAAUAUCUACAAAGCCCAUUCCAUUUCAGGGCCCAGAGAAUUAAAAUCCAUCAUAAGCCACGGACAGCAGACAGCUACGCCAAGAAGGACUUUCCUUUAUCAGAGAAGCAAAAAAUUAAUAUCCAAAGAGUUGGGCGUGUCAUUUUAUUACUGAAUGUUCAGUACAACUUCUGGAUGUUUAACCUCAUACAUCACAGACACAUUUAUAGGUAAAAAGACGAUAUAAGAUCCGGCUGGAGUGGUUUUCCCAGUACGGAGCAAGCACAUCCCAUUUGCAUGACAAGGAGAUAUUGCUUGCUGGAAGGAGAUAUUGCUUGCUGUUGUCUUUGCCUCAUUAAUUUGCUUAAGUCUGAGGAUAUGCGGUUUCACUUCAUAUACAGUGGCCCUCGAUUCCCA